Molecule: messenger RNA, 1768 nt
Organism: Musa acuminata subsp. malaccensis (wild Malaysian banana)
Lineage: Eukaryota; Viridiplantae; Streptophyta; Magnoliopsida; Zingiberales; Musaceae
Product: NAC domain-containing protein 75
Biological process (GO): regulation of DNA-templated transcription
Cellular component (GO): nucleus
Molecular function (GO): DNA-binding transcription factor activity; transcription cis-regulatory region binding
Source: RefSeq, a predicted model, not a curated record
GGGCUUCUCCUUUUUCUUCUCUUCUCUUCUCUUCUUUCUUAUUCUAGCAUCUCCACUUACUUCCGCCUUUCGUUCUCCUUCCUUCCAUACUCGCUUCUUCCGCUCAGAUCUCCGGCUUUCGAUCUGAUUUUGAUUCUGGAAAGCCAUGCCUUUAAUUGUUCCUUUUCUAUGAGCUCGUUCUUUUGAUGGAUUUCUCAAAUUGAGCUGCGGAAGUAGAAACCUGCUGCUGAGUUCUGAGAAGCUGAUUCAAAGCCAUGUUUUCGCUGGAAUUGGAUGCCAGUCAUGGUGAUUAGGACCUUGUCUUGAAGUUUCUACAACUCGGAGAACAUCGACGCUGAUGAAGCAGUCAUGGAUUUGAGUCAUAUCAGCAGCUCCAAUCUCAUCGACGCCAAGCUCGAAGAGCACCGGAUGUGUGGAGCCAGCCAGUGUCCAAGCUGUGGCCACAGAUUAGAUCGCAAGCCGGACUGGGUUGGGCUACCAGCAGGAGUCAAGUUCGAUCCAACUGACCAGGAAUUGAUAGAGCAUCUGGAAGCCAAGGUCGAAGCAGCAGGACUGAAGUCCCACCCUCUGAUAGAUGAGUUCAUACCCACAAUUGAAGGCGAAGAUGGCAUCUGCUACACUCAUCCUGAGAAACUUCCAGGUGUGACGAAGGAUGGCCUCAGCAAGCACUUCUUCCACAGGCCAUCCAAGGCUUACACCACCGGCACGAGGAAGAGAAGGAAGAUACAGACGGAGUGCGACCUCCAAAGGGGCGAGACCAGGUGGCACAAGACAGGCAAGACGAGGCCGGUGAUGGUGAACGGGAAGCAGAAGGGGUGCAAGAAGAUACUGGUCCUGUACACAAACUUCGGGAAGAACAGGAAGCCGGAGAAGACCAACUGGGUGAUGCACCAGUACCACCUGGGGGAGUUGGAGGAAGAGAAGGAAGGUGAGCUUGUGGUGUCCAAAAUAUUCUACCAGACACAGCCAAGGCAGUGCCAUUGGUCGGAUAAGAAUGCAGCAGCUGCAGCGACCGUGGAAGGGAUGGACCAGAGGAGGGACAGCGGGAGCGGGAGCUGCUCCUCCAAGGAGGUCAUCGGCCAGAGAGACGAGAUCUCUUCUGGGCCUGUCAUCUCAGGGUACGGCGGCAUGGAGAUGCGCCACCACCACCAUCUCAAGCCCGAUAACUUCAGCUUUUCUCCCUUCAGGAAAAGCUUUGAGGAGCAGGCCAGCUUGGGAGAAGCUGCAGCCAAGAGAGGAGAGCAUGAGCACCAUCAGAUAAUCCAGGAACAGCAGCAGCAGCAAAGCCAUGGCGACAGGAGCAUGGCCUUGCACAUUACGAGGCCUACAAACCUCAUGUCUACCUUUGUCUCUCCUCCUCCGAUCCAGCAGACGUCGAUCGUUCUUGAUGACCCCUAUCAUGUCUCUGUUCUUCAGGCUGACAAGUAUCAGCAGCAGCAACAACAACAGAAGCUGGAUCACAGAUCUACUUCUGGCCUGGAAGAAUUGAUAAUGGGUUGCACUUCAUCAGGCACAAAAGGAGAAGCACUAAUUCCACAGACCCAAGAGACAGAAUGGCAGUACUCAUACUGGUCACCUGACAACCGAGAUCAUCAUGGGUAAUAACAAAGGGGAGGAAAAACCAAGAAAGAAAGGUAACAGAACAUCAUCAUCAUUAUCAUCAGUACAUAUACUUAUGACGAAGUUACUCCAAGGAGCAGAAACUGGUGUGGGAAAAAAAGAACUGAGAAAAGAAAGAAAAGCAAACGUGUCCCCCCUCCCCCUCCCC